Messenger RNA from Ogataea angusta, 1317 nucleotides. RefSeq lists its product as uncharacterized. The record is from RefSeq and is a predicted model, not a curated record. The transcript has a single exon. Lineage: Eukaryota; Fungi; Ascomycota; Pichiomycetes; Pichiales; Pichiaceae. Bases 1 to 1317 code for a protein of 438 amino acids.
AUGGCCUCUAAUUCAAUUUCGUUUGUGGCUAAUCCGCAAACUCCUAACAAGCAAAAAUAUGCUUCAAAUGAGCAUUCCACCGUGUCUUCCACAACGUCCUUGCUCUCAGCAGGCUCGCCAGUACUGAAUCAGAACAUGGACCUAGCACGCGUGGGUUCUUUGCCCUUUCGUUCUGGAAAUUCUAGGGGUAAGAAGCAAAAUGUUGAUUUCCUUAGGACGCGCUCCGCAAACGCCUUCGACGCAGAGGCUGAUGAUGCCUACGACAUCAGUACUGUUGACCAAGAGGGUGUGGACCCUCAACACCGCGAGAGUUUUUCUUCCGGCGGUCUAGACUCGUCUAGUGAGUGGAUCCUAUUUUCUCCGGGCCCUUCAGAACCGGGAAAGCCCGCAGAGGACCCUUAUUAUGACGACGUUUUGAGCACGUCUUUAGAGAAGACUUCUACACAGGAUGCGAACGACGAAAGCUUUGUUGAUGUACAGGACGAGGGGGACGAUGACGACUCUCUGAUUGAGGAUCUUCAGGAACAUAUCAAUCUUGACAUACCUUAUAGGAAAGAGGAUUUGAAUUUUCGGAUCGAGAACUGGCGCAAACAGCAGGUGUCCAUCCUUCUCAGGGACCUCGCUGGAGACCAGAGUGAGCUGGAUGAUGACACAAUCGAGCUCAUCAAGGCUUGGGGUAUUGACGACACAGGGUCGGGAGAUAUCUACCAGAACUUAUGGCUACAACAAAUACCUGUCACCGAUACGCAUUACGGCGACGGCGUACUGAAAAGCUAUUCAAAAGAGGACCUCAAGGUGCUCAAGCAAAUAUUAGUCAAGCUUUCUGGCUCUUUGAGAAGGACCGUUAAGUCCAAAUAUAUCAAGCCACAGUUAAGCCAAGCGCCAACUAGAACGACUUCGAUGGCAACAAUCACUGAAGUUUACACAAAUCCAGCCAAGAAACGGGACCCUGACCAGUUCAUGAACAACAAAAGUCUCCAAAAAUACAUACCCUAUUUUCUGAAGAACCUCAUCAUCACUUCAGACUUGCUGCCGCAAUUCGAGCGCUUUGAUGACGACAACGCAAGCGAAGAAGACGAGGGACAGAAAACAGACACAGAGGAUGGACCUAUGGCUCCCUACGUCGCGGCUCGCAAAGAAAGUAUAAUAUCCAAUUUUUCGGAGGGAGCGAGAAUACGAUCAACAGAUGGCGGUCGUCAGGGAAGCAAAGGGCUUGUGAGGCGCAACAGCAACGAUAAUUUUUGGGAUACACCUGACCUGAAGAGUGUCAAUUCAAGCAUAUUGACCUACUCCACAGGCAGUAUUGUAGGAUUUUAG